Messenger RNA from Apis laboriosa (Himalayan honeybee), 1004 nucleotides. RefSeq lists its product as uncharacterized. The coding region runs from base 17 to 313 and encodes 98 amino acids. The record is from RefSeq and is a predicted model, not a curated record. The transcript has 2 exons. NCBI's taxonomy places the organism in Eukaryota, Metazoa, Arthropoda, Insecta, Hymenoptera, Apidae.
GGAAGAGUAGCGGAGUAUGUCCGCCCAACAACAGCGAAUCCUCAAGCUCGAAAAUAGAUCGCAUAGUUUUCCCGGUACUUCCAAUGCGGUGUAUCGUAAUAGGCAAGCUAACUGCUUGCCGAAUGUUGUUGGCCAUGGACAAUUAAACGUUUAUAAACACCGGAGAUUCCGCAAAACCUGGCCCUCUCAUGAUUUGGCGUGCUUAGACGAAGGAGCAACACCCAAGGCUGUAAUAAAAUUUAUAUUAAAUUUUAAACUCACGAUAAAAACUGAAGAACAAAAAUUGAGAUUUCACGAAUUAUUAAUAAUGUAAUCUAGAGUUAUUCAAUCAUAUGAUUCAAAUAUAUAAAAUGCAUGAAUAAAUGCUUUGAAUAUAUGAACAUGCAAUAAAAUUUUAAGCAGCGGUUUCUGAUUAUUUUGAGCGACGUACGAUCGCGAAAUGUAAACUUUCAAAGCAUUUGAAACGAUGGAAAAAUAAGCUUCUAGAUUUAUGCUGCUAUUUAUCUUGUUUCUUUUUGGUUUAAAAAGUUGGAGAGUUUUAUUUUGUACAUUAAUGAGAUUUAUCAAGUGUUUUUUGAAGAUACAAAAAGUGUCUUAGUAUAAUAAUUGGAUGAUAAUAAUGCAUAUAUUUACAAAUGUAAUUUCAAAUGAUGAUGUAAUCUUUUAUAAAAUAUAUUUGAAAUAGGGAGAAUUGUUUAUGUUAAAUUUUUUAGAUUAUUCUAUUGAAUAAUCUUUUUUAUUUGAAAAAAAAUUCUUGUUUGAAAAAGAUUAAAAUUUCAUUACAUUAUUAUAGAUAGAUAUCACAAUUCUGUUGAUGACUGGUAUGGUAACAAAGGCUCAUAAACUAACAAAUCAUCAUCAUUUAGCAGUUCUUACAAGAACCAAUGACGUAAUGCACAUGUGCGAGUUAACGAUUUUUCGAAGUCGUUUCAACUUGUUAUAAGCUUUCUAACUAGUACAAAAAUAAUAUUAUGCACGUACAUUUAUUACGUUCUUUAUUUUGA